UACUGAUCUUGGUUACUCACCAAACUGUUAAAUUGUUGUUAACUCAUCCUUCUUCCACCUAACUCAACACCACCACCACCACUGCCACCACAACCUCCUCCUUCUCCUCCCUCUAUACCAUCUCCAACAUUACCUCCAAAGACUACACUGUUUUCUGCUCUUCAUGAUUUUCUAUUUUUCUGGUGACGUGGUUUUACCCAUUUAAGUUUAACGUUCAACUUGACAACAAACAAUUCAACACAUUCAACAUUAUUGUUAAUAAACACUCCAGGGCAGCGUUAACCAUCACAAUCAACCAAAAUUAAUUGUAAACAGUGAAAUAUUAUACCAGUAACCUUUCAAUAUAAUACACCAUUGCUACCUUACAUGAUUUUUCUUGUGCCUUGCAAUACUUUCUUCUGACUCUCUUUUGAUCCAUCCUUACAACCAACUGGUUAUUUUUGUUUUACAAUUUCAGAAGCAAUCAAAAAUUUCAUUUUCUUCAAGCUCCUCUUCAAUAAACCCUUUGGUUCCAUCCUCUGUGUAUGUGAAUGUUUCUAUCACUUUAAACAAUCUCAACCAACACAUUGGCAAGUUAUCUCGCCUUUAGUUAUCCCUGUUUUUCAACAACACUAUUGAACCAGACAAAGCUUAUUUUAUGAAAUGUGUAUAUUUAUCUAAAUUAUUUUGUAUUUGAUCAACAAAUUAUUGUAUCCAAAAGAUUUAAAUUAAUUUACAAGUCAACUCAAUUGGACUAUUUCUUACAUUAAUUGUUACACUUGUUUAACUACUGACCCGGUAAAUACUAUUUAAGAUGUACAGUUUCUUACGACGUAACGAGCAACGGAGGAAGGAAGCAGAUACCUUCAUUUCUGUCAAUGAAGGCUUAAAGAGAUUGUAUAAAUCUAAAAUUCUCCCAUUAGAGGAACAUUACCUGUUUAAAGAUUUUCACUCCCCUCCAUUAGAAGAUGCCGAUUUUGAUGCUAAACCAAUGGUACUUUUGGUUGGACAAUAUUCAACCGGUAAAACAACGUUUAUCAAGUAUCUUUUGGAGCAAUCUUUUCCUGGUAUCCGGAUUGGACCUGAGCCAACGACAGACAAAUUUAUUAUCGUUAUGCACGGUGAACAAGAGACAGUUACUCCCGGUAAUGCUCUAGUCGUUGAUCCCAAAAAGCAUUUCCGUCCAUUAUCAAAAUUUGGUGGGGCCUUUCUCAAUCGAUUACAAUGUUCAACAGUUAAUUCACCAGUUUUAGAUAGUAUCACCAUAAUUGAUACUCCUGGUAUCCUCUCUGGAGAGAAACAACGUGUCGAUAGAGGUUAUGAUUUCACUGGUGUCCUUGAAUGGUUUGCUGAACGUGUCGAUCGAAUCAUUCUUCUCUUUGAUGCUCAUAAAUUGGAUAUUUCAGAUGAAUUUAGACGUAGUAUUGAAGCUCUUCGAGGGCACGAUGAUAAAAUUCGUAUUGUUCUCAAUAAAGCUGAUAUGGUUGAUCAACAACAGCUAAUGAGAAUUUACGGUGCACUCAUGUGGUCCUUGGGUAAAGUUUUUAAUACGCCUGAAGUAUCGAGAGUUUACAUUGGUUCUUUUUGGGAUGAACGCUUACGAUAUGAUGGAAAUCGUAAAUUGUUUGAAGCUGAAGAGCAAGAUUUAUUCUCCGAUUUACAAAGUCUCCCUCGCAAUGCUGCUCUUCGUAAGCUUAAUGAUCUCAUAAAGCGAGCUCGAUUAGCCAAGGUUCACGCCUAUAUAAUCAGUGCCUUGAAACGAGAAAUGCCUACAUUAUUGGGAAAAACUAAUAAGAAGAAAGAGUUAAUCAAGCAUUUGUCUAAUAUUUAUACCUCUAUCUCUAAAGAACACUCAAUUGCUGAAGGAGAUUUUCCACUUCUUAGUGAAAUGCAGGAGAAACUUCUUGACCAUGACUUCACCAAAUUUAAUGCAUUGAAUAAAAGGCUUAUUGAUGCGGUUGACAAAAUGUUAAAUGAAGAUAUUGCUCGUCUUAUGGCUCAGAUACCACAGGAACAAUUAAAUAAAGAGGAAUCAUCUGUUAAAGGAGGUGCCUUUGAAAAUACACAAGAAUCACCGUUUGGAUUUGGUCGUGGUGAGGGUAUCGAUGAAGGUGCCUUUGAUCCAAAUUGGGUGGUCGCUAAAGAGAAACCCAAAUAUGAUGAAAUAUUUCAAAAUCUUCAUCCUCAAGAUGGCAAAGUGUCAGGAGCUGUUGCUAAACAAGAACUCAUUAAAUCAAAGCUUCCCAACUCUGUUUUAUCUAAAGUUUGGCGUUUAGCUGAUGUUGACCAUGAUGGAUCCCUAGAUUCUGAUGAAUUUGCAUUAGCAAUGCAUCUAAUUAACGUUAAACUUGGUGGUCAUGAAUUACCUGCCGAAUUACCAGCACACUUAAUACCACCUUCUAAAAGAAAUGAUCAAACAUCUAGUACAAAUGGAUGGUCUCAGUCGGAUGGUGAUGUCCCACCUGAGUACUAGUUGAAAAUUGUUGAAACAACAUACAAAUGAUACCACAGAGAAACAAUGAUUAUCAAUUUUAAUUGAGAAAAAGCUAAAUGGUGGAUACCUAAAAGUUGAAUCUAUCCAUAUACACCAAAUUUGAUUCACAAAAGAAUGUCAAAUCAAUAAUUAUCCCUAAUUAUUUUGAUUUAUUUAUGUCUUUUGCACAAAUUUUAAUCAUUAAUUUUAUCAUAAUAACAUCCAGGGCGUACUUAUCUUUAUUUAUCUUCAACCAACAGUAUCAUUUGUUCAUUUAAACACUAGUACAUAUGCAUACUAAGAAACAAAAUGGUAAUAAAUGACAAUUUCUAAUUGUUACUCCUGAAUCUAUCGAAACAAUUACAUCAACAUUUAAGCUGCGGAAUUUGUUCUGAAAUUAUUGUUGAUUCCAUGAAACUGAAAGCCACUCAUUAACCAUCAUCAUUCAAAAAUCUACCAUUAACCUAAUUAAAAUAACAGAAAGAUUAAACUGCGUUAAUUAUUAUUAAUGAAAA
Molecule: messenger RNA, 2967 nt
Organism: Tetranychus urticae (two-spotted spider mite)
Lineage: Eukaryota; Metazoa; Arthropoda; Arachnida; Trombidiformes; Tetranychidae
Gene: Past1
Product: putative achaete scute target 1
Biological process (GO): endocytosis; endosomal transport
Cellular component (GO): plasma membrane; cytoplasm
Molecular function (GO): GTP binding; protein binding; calcium ion binding
Source: RefSeq, a predicted model, not a curated record